AUGAUCGAACCAACUAAUGAUCGUUACGCAGCUUCAAGUGCGCAGAAGAAGGUUAUUACAGAAGCCUUGGUUCUUGACAACAUUUUGUCUUCAUCUUCUCCACGUUUAAAGUCUCCAUCUAUCCGGAGACCUAAGGAUGGACUUGGUAGCUGGUCAACACUUUUCCAAAGGCACCGCUUCCUCUUAUCUGCUCUCGUGCUCCUUACUAUUCUAUGUACUGUUUAUCUUUACUUCGCUAUCACCAUAGGAAGUGGCUCCUAUUCUGGAUUGAGUGGAGCACAGAAAGCUUCAUGCCAUAUGGAGCUUGUCAAGGAUUCUAUUUCCAACGGCAAACUGAAAUUUCUUUAA
Vicia faba (fava bean) is the source of this 348-nucleotide messenger RNA. The record is from the annotation of a GenBank genome assembly. Lineage: Eukaryota; Viridiplantae; Streptophyta; Magnoliopsida; Fabales; Fabaceae.